GUUGGUAGCCAGCUCACAGUCUUCAUCAUCUGCAAACUCCACCGGUUUUUUUAUAGAUCCUGCAUUAGUUAAGUCAGUGUCUGAACUGCUUGCAAUUUCUAAGAGGUCCCGAUGUUGGAUCUUUGGUAAAAUCACAAAUAUUCUCAAUCGAAGAGCUUGGUCCUAUCAAGGGUGUGUAAAAGAGUCUUGCUCUAAAAAGGCCUCUGCUCACGGCGACAAGUUUAAGUGCUCUAAAUGCAAUGAGGUGUUCGACCAGGGAAUACACCGAUAUAAAAUUACUGUUAUCGUGAAGGAUUCUUCGGGCUCUGUUACGUUAUGUCUGUGGGAUCACGAGUGUCGUCAGUUGUUGCACAAAACUGCGGGCCAACUCAGAGAACAACUGAAUCUGAGUGGCAUUCAUGAGACAGCGACGUCAAAAGAAAUUGACGAUUUAGUGGGUCUACAUCUUUUGUUUAGGGUUGAUAUAAGCGAGGAAGAUUUUAAAAAAAGUGACAAAGUUUUUUCCGUGAGGUGCCUCACACAAAAUGAUGAUCUUAUGAACCAAUUUCUGGCAAAAACAAAUGAUGAACAACAAGUGGAUCUGGAAUCUGAUGACGAUUUGGAAAUUUUUUUCAGUCAGCCAGGAGUAACAUCAUCAAACAAUAUUGAUGAUGCUACGACUACUACCCCAAUGUCAAAGCGGUCUUUGUUAGAUUAUGAGGAAGGACAUGAUGGAGGAUCUUCUACUCAAAACUCCACUAGCAAACUGCAGAAAACUAUCAAGGUUGAAAAACCUUAAGGUUUUGGAGAUGGUGUUUGAGGUGGCCAAAAAAUGAAGAAUUAUCUUUGCUCUUUAAUUUCAUGUCAUUUUUAGUGGAUGAGUAUUUACUGCAUACAUGUUAGUUUUUCAAGAG
This is a messenger RNA of Cuscuta europaea, 893 nucleotides long. NCBI's taxonomy places the organism in Eukaryota, Viridiplantae, Streptophyta, Magnoliopsida, Solanales, Convolvulaceae. The record is from the annotation of a GenBank genome assembly.